AUGAUAAUAAUGACUAUACUGUCUUUAUUACUUACUAAUGCCGUUACUUUAAGACGAGAUAUUUCCAUACUUUUUAAUAGAAUUGUGAUUAUAGCAUUAAUUUAUUGUAUUUUGCAUGAUACAAUGAGUUUAUCUAUUAUAAGUAAGGGGGUAGGUUUACAUGGAGGUUUACUUCAUAUAACCAAUAUAACACAAGUAUUCCAAAUAUUUAUUUUUUUGAUUAGUAUAUUAAUAUUACAAUUAACAAGUUUCGAUCCCAUAAAAAAAUUUUAUAUUAUGAGACAUCCUAGGUUUAUUAAUAAGUGGCCUAGAGCUAUAGGAUAUUCAAUACCAUUAUCCACUCCACUCCCCCCCCCCUUAAGGGGGGGGGGAGUGGAUUUGUUUAUUUUAUUAGACGCAUGUUUACUAUGAGCAAAUUCAGGUACUAUAAGUAGAAGUCCCGAUUUUAUUAUUACAAAAUUAUAUUGUAUAUUUCAUUGCUCCUUUAUUUUAUUAGGAUUAGGUGUAGGUGGUCUACUGUAUGGAUCAAGUACUACAAGUUUGGAUGGUUUAUAUAUAAUCAAUAGUAUCCAAAGUCACGUAAAUUAUAGCAUAAUUAACCCGUUGUACAGGCAUUUUAAUAAAAUCCAAAUUAAAAUGCUUAACAACAAAUUUUUAAGAUUAAGUAUGGGGGCCAUAUUGGCUCAUGCCAAUUAUGAUACAUAA
Molecule: messenger RNA, 705 nt
Organism: Neurospora crassa OR74A
Lineage: Eukaryota; Fungi; Ascomycota; Sordariomycetes; Sordariales; Sordariaceae
Source: the annotation of a RefSeq genome assembly